AUGAGCAGACUCUACCAACAACCAGGCGAUAUUACACAAUCUUCUGGCUCCUUUCUUGCUUCAGCACCUGUGGAGCUUCUAACCGUGAAAGGUUACGAUGAGUUUAUAGCUAAACAAAAGAAGCUAAAAGUGGACGUUGCCACUGUUGUGAGCGAGGACAAAAGCUGUGCGUACGUGAUGAGUGGCAGUGACGUUGUUGCCACCGUUGGGGAAGAAGCUUUGGAACAUCUGCUUUCGCUGAUGAGUGGUUAA
This is a messenger RNA of Lachancea nothofagi CBS 11611, 252 nucleotides long. The record is from the annotation of a GenBank genome assembly. NCBI's taxonomy places the organism in Eukaryota, Fungi, Ascomycota, Saccharomycetes, Saccharomycetales, Saccharomycetaceae.